AUGGCUGCGACACCGAAGCAAGACUUCAUGCACAAUGAAUAUUUUGACCAUGUCCAGAAGGAGGGUUUAUCCACACCCCCGUUCAUAACCGACAGGUUCUGGACGUACUAUAAGCAGGUUGCAAAAGAGUACGAUGUCGAUUUUCUCGAGUGGAACAACAGCAACAUGAACAUUAUACUCCUUUCUUCUGGUCUCUUCUCCGCUGUUAAUACCGCCUUCAUCGUUGCCAUGCAACCCGACCCCACGACCCCCCUGUUGUGGCACAGCAAAUGCGCCAAAUACUACUUGCAGGACGUGGCAUACGUUGCGUUGUCACUCAACCUUCUGGCUGCUUUCGGGGCUGUCCUUCACUCAACCUUCUGGCUGCUGUCGGGGCUGUCCUCGACAAACAGUGGCUCAGCCAUUACCAAUCGAAUUUUCGUGGAAAGGACAGACAAGAAACGUUAG
Messenger RNA from Suillus bovinus, 447 nucleotides. RefSeq lists its product as uncharacterized. The record is from RefSeq and is a predicted model, not a curated record. The transcript is spliced from 4 exons. Bases 1 to 447 code for a protein of 148 amino acids. Lineage: Eukaryota; Fungi; Basidiomycota; Agaricomycetes; Boletales; Suillaceae.